Monopterus albus (swamp eel) is the source of this 3872-nucleotide messenger RNA. Its product is annotated as transcription regulator protein BACH1-like. The transcript is spliced from 5 exons. The coding region runs from base 162 to 2123 and encodes 653 amino acids. Gene Ontology annotation, biological process: regulation of transcription by RNA polymerase II. Gene Ontology annotation, molecular function: DNA-binding transcription factor activity, RNA polymerase II-specific; RNA polymerase II cis-regulatory region sequence-specific DNA binding; protein binding. Lineage: Eukaryota; Metazoa; Chordata; Actinopteri; Synbranchiformes; Synbranchidae. The record is from RefSeq and is a predicted model, not a curated record.
AAUGAGCAUGCGCAGUAAAUGGCCAUAGCGUUUCCUGGUCCAUGUAGUCACAUGAUGAGGGAGAGGAUUGUCUGACUCCAGAUGGACACAAUCGUCUCUACCCAAAAUUUAUCGGUGGCAGUUUUACCCAGCUAACAUGGCAGGCUGAACAUGUAAGAACCAUGUCACCCCAAGCUCCUCGCAUGUCAGCGUUCACCUUUCAGUCAGCAGUACACAGCGCCAAUGUUCUUCAGUGUCUGAAUGACCAGAGGCAGCGGGAUGUCCUGUGUGAUGUGACAGUGGUGGUGGAAAACAGGAGUUUUCGGGCCCACUGCUCAGUCUUGGCCUCCUGCAGCGAAUACUUUCACAACAGGUUUACCAGUGUCACCAGACAAAACCCCAUCAUCACCUUGCCUGACAAGGUGACUGUGGAGGGGUUUGAACCUUUGCUACAAUUUGCCUACACAUCAAAGCUGGUAUUCACCAAAGAAAACAUUCACGCCAUUCACAGUACUGCUGAGUUUUUAGGAUUUCACAACUUGGAGUCAGCAUGCUUUGAUUUUCUCAUCCCCAAGUUUUCCGAAGGCAAGAGAACCUCACAGAGACAUAGAGUCUGUUGUCAGAGCCGGGAUCCCAGUGCCAGUAUUGGCCCCAGCACUGAGAGCAGCCAACCAAAAUUACUUGAGUCACACAGCUCACUGGCAAGUGAUGAACAAACACAGGUCUCAUCACAGUGUCCUCAGAGUGGACAGAGUCAGACGAACAGUGAGGAAGAACACUUCUGUUUGGAGAACUGCGGCCCACAAAUGGCUCCCUUAUCUCUGGAGUUAACAGGAAGUGGUGUGUGCCCAAUGUUGUCUUCGCCAUGCCCUGCCUCUGACAAAGUAGAUCUCUCUCAGUUCUACCAAAUUAUAGUGGUAGGAGAUGCGUGUGAUCAAAGCGAGUUGAGUUUGGCAAACGGUGGCUUACCCUGUCAGCUGUCAAUGCCAGGAGAAGUGAAUCCACCAGAACUCGUUGAGCCAGCAGGCAGAGAUGUCAAACAAACUGCUGAGAUGCUUGGUGCUGAAACCAACUCUAACCCCAGUUCACAUCCACUCAGUACAUCAGGGGCAGAAGAUUGCAGUGAGUUAUCAGAGCAGAGCGAGGCUGGCCUUGACCAGAGAAUGGCAGAUGAUCUCUCAGACCCUACACUAACUCCUCUAAGCCACGAAGAAAGAUUUGGUCAGAGGAGCAGUGUGGAGAGGGAGGUGGCUGAACAUUUGGCAAAGGGAUUUUGGUCUGACCUGUGCCCAUCUCAGACUCAGGCACUCCCUCUGGAUCACACAGACCAAAACAAUCUGACAAAAGCAUCAGACUUUCAUUGGCUUAAGCAGCUGGACCUGACCUCCAGUGCAGGAGACUGUCCCUUCCUCAGGGACCUUGGGCCAGGUGAUGUCCCAGUUCCACACAAUGACAGUCUGUCCCAGUCAGAGAAGAGCCCUUGCAUGUCCUCCUCACCGAACUCUGGGGACGACUCAGACCUGGACACAGAUGGAGAUACUGAGGCCAACAACAAAAGAGCAGCAGAGAUUCAGCUCCCAUUCCCAGUGGAGCAGAUAUCUGCACUGAACCGGAGGGCCUUCCAGCAGCUUCUGAGACACCAUCUCUUGACUACAGAUCAGCUAGAGUUUGUCCACGAUGUCCGUCGGCGAAGCAAAAACCGCGUGGCUGCACAGCGCUGUCGAAAGAGGAAACUAGACAGCAUAUGUCAGCUAGAAUGUGAAAUAAAAAAAUUAAAAAGUGAGAAAGAGCAGCUGCUACAGGAGCGAAGUGAGUUGGAGCAAAACCUGCAGAAGGCAUGGCUUAAGAUUGUCAGCAUUGAAUCUGGCUCUGAUCAGGACCAUGUGCAGCUUCUUGACAAGUUCUCCUCACCACACUUUCCUAUCUCAUCACCUAGCCUUGUGGAUAAAGAUGAAGAGUCCCAGACUGCUACUGAAAGGGUAGGUGUUUCGUCAGAAUGUGACCCAGCUGGUCCACCUGCAGACUCAGUUGACUGUGCUGUACCAGAGGCUGGUACACAGACAGCGGAGGCAGGUUCUCCACAGGUCUACCCUGUUCCCAUGUCUUUGCUUAACACCUGUCUGGACAUGGACAACAUCUUGUAAUUGGACUCAAAUACCAUUUGUCAUUUGUAAUCAUGCAGGGCCAUGGGGGUCGGGGGGAUCUGACUAUAUACUGUAAUCUCCAUUUGUGAUAGACAUGCUUUCCUUGUAUUUAAUUGAAUAUAAUGUUCUAUCUGACAGAUGUAUCUUAGAUUGACAUAGAGACUUGUCAGCCUUCCUUUGCUGUUUUUAUAAUACACAUUUCACGGCAAACACACAAUUCACUAUUCACUGAUUUGAAGGUGCAGUCGAUUUUCAGGUAAUUCCUAAAUGUUUCCAUUUGUAAAUGAGUCAAUUUGUAAAUGUAAAAUGAAGUUUGUUUUCUCAGGGAAUCUCAUAACCUGAUUGUGCUAAAAUAAUUCUCGUUGCACCCCCAACACACACAAUGCACAUGCAGUUUACUAGUUUUCAUAAUAAGACAUUUCUUUCAUUUCAAGGUAACCAGUCUAUCAUUAGACGUUUGACACAUACUGUAUUAUUUCACCAGAAUUAUGUUUCCCUGAUUAAAUAUGCACAGCACUAACAGAGCUUUUUACUAUAGAUUUUAGGGAAUUGUUGCAUCUUCUCAAGAGCAUUAUUUGAAUGCCAAUGCAUAGUUUCACUGAUUGGUAUUUGGGGAAUGCUUCUAGUGUUUUUGAAAGUAUUACAAGGAAUAUAAGAAGUUGUUGUUUGAUAAUGUGCCUUAUGCAGUAGCAUAGUAUGAAUACCUAAAGAUAAAGGCAUUCUUUGUGUAUUCUUGUCAUGAGAACUGUUACACAUUAACCCAGAGCCCUAUUGAUGACAUUCUCCUACAUUUAAGUCUGUUUCCACAUAUUUUUAUUAAAUGCUUUCAUGGAUUACAGAUUUAAAUAAACAACCUUUUGUUACUAUUCAGUGUUUCUUUUGAACGCUCAGUAAGUGGGAAUGUUUUCCACUUUAUUGAUGUACAAUACCACAGUUUGGCCAGCAGAUGGAAGCACAGCUUUGUUUACAAUCCGUUUAAUUAACGGACUCCAAUACUGAACUGUUCCUUCUGCAAUUUCUCUGCCAGAGAUUGAGGCUAAAGCUUGAAGUUGAAAGGUUUUGUAGUUUUGAAGUUGUAAAUUUUGUUUAAAAAAUUUGAAGUAACGUGCUGUAGUGUAGUGCUGAUGUUAGACUCUUCAGUCAGCAUUUGUGGACAUGACAUAACCAACUAAACUUAAAUAAAAUAGUUAACAUUCAAGAAGACAGUUGUUUUAGAAUGACUUGUGUACUAUAAACAAAAUGACUCUGACCUAAAAGUCAUGUUCUUAUUGCACAUGGUGGAUUAAAAAAUACACUAAAUGCAUUUGUUAGCUCUACAGUGUCAUUAAGGAAGACUGGGCUUGAAAGGGGUGGGCAACCCCGGUCCUCGAGUGCCGCUGCCCUGCUUAUUUUCCAACUAUCCCUGCCCUACCCACUUCUGAUUACCUGGAUUAGGUGUGUUCAGUCAAUCAGAAGCUGAAGGAUAUGAUCUUAGAUGAUGGUGGAGUGAGGAAAGACAAAGUGAAUUGGUAGCUUCCAGUUUCUCAUUAACAUCUAUGUUUGCAAGUCCACAUGUACAGUAGACAUGUUGCUGUAGUUUCCUCUGGUACCACUAGGUGGUGUAGGUUGGACUGGCAGGUUGCCUUCAUUUGCAGUGUAGAUAUAGAAGAAACAAUAUUCUGAUGCUGACAAGUGUUGUGUGUCAUCCUCAUUUGGUUAAAAAAAAUAGAUUUCCUCUGUUUCUUAACAUUUAAACCCCCUCUCAGCAUA